UCUGUGUGUUUGGGAGUUGGGAGUUCCUAAAGUUUCGGAGAGGGAGGCGGGAGCCUAGCGCUGCUCUUCUUCACUCUGCACUCGGCGCUCCACGCAGGCAGAGCAGGCAUCACCUCAACAGGCGCACACCCGCACCGCCGAGCAAGGACGCAACCACACACACAGACACACACACACACACACACACACACCUGGGACCUGUUUAUCUGGGAGCACAGGGGAGUGUCUGCCUACCUCUGCUGUGCACAACCUGACCUUGGACCUGGAGGAGAGAUAGAGAGACACAGACACCGACAGCAAGAGGCAGAGAGAGAGAGAGAGAGAGAGAGAGAGAGAGAGAGAGAGAGAGAGAGAGAGAGAGAGAGAGAGUGAGCUAAAGGGAACAAGCGGACGCUCUUAUGUUCGUGGAGAGCUGUGUCCCGGGUGAGGGGAGCAGUGGGGGGAGUUGAGCAGUCAGUGAGGUGGGAGAGGGGUGGCGGGGGGGCGGGGGUCGCUGUUGAUGUUGAAGCCGACCGGCCCGUGCCGCUCCGUACGGGCUGGGGUCCGGAGCGUCUCCACGGGGGGCUGGUCCUGCGCGCCUGCCUGCUGCUCACGGCGUUCUCCGUGUGCGCCCACGUCUACCUGGAGCGGGCCCGGGGCGGUGGAGCGUCGCCGGCCCCCCUGGCCGCCAGCGCGGCCCGCUCGGGACGUCCCACCCUGGCGUCCCACCCUGGGGAGGGCAGACCCGGGGCCGGGACCCCGAGGCCGGGUCGGCCCUCAGGCGGAGGGCGUCCUACGUGCGUGACGGAGCGCCGAAGAUGAAGGACCCCUCGUUGUCCCGGGUGAUGGAGGAAGGCGGAGAAGGGCGUCCGCAGCGCCGCCCGCACAAAAAGGCUCUGCGCUGGCGCAUUGAGCUGGAGCCCUGGGCGAGCGAGCAGCAGUCCCUGGAGGACGAGGCCGGGCGCUUCCUCCACUACAUCACCACGCCGCAGGUGUCCUGUGGCUCCCUGGCCAAUGGGAAGGCAGAUGAGGGUGAGGGGUCUCUGGGGGCCUGGGCCGUCUGUCUGGAUCAGAGCUACAGCCUGUGGCACAAGGUCCACAGCAAGCACUGCAGGAUCUAUUCUCUGGGACUGGGUAUGGAGGAGCGGGCCCUGGAGGGCUUCCUGGCCCAGGCGGGCUGUGAGGUCCACUGCUUCGACCCCAGCCUGAAGCAGCCCCACCGCCAGCAGCAGCCCCGUCUGUGGCUGCACCGCCUCUCCGUGGACUGGAGGGACCCCCCCCAGGCCGCGCGGGCCCAGCGCCACAAGCACGCCAGCACCAAGAAACUGGCCGCCGUCCUCAACGACUUUGGACACAGAGAGGUGGACGUGCUGAAGGCGGACAUGGAGAGCGCCGAGUGGAAGAUCCUGGAGAACCUGGUCCUGGAGGGCGUCCUGGACCAGGUGGGCCAGCUGCUGCUGGAGGUCCACCUCCACUGGGCGGGCUUCGAGGUGGGCGGCCACGACCCUGCCGUGGUGCGCUACUGGUUCAGCCUGCUCCAGGAGCUGCACCGGGCCAGCUUCCGCCUCUUCCGUUGCCACAGCGACCCGGCCAAGCCGCACGUCUUCCUGCACAAGAACGUGCUGAACGCCAGCAGCACUUACACCCUGGGCUUCGUGAACACCCAGUGGAAACCGUGAGGAAUACUGAGCCAAAACACACGUUGUUUGUUGGAAGUUGGAGGUACUCCAGAGGACAAAAGGGAAAAAGUAAAGUGAGAUAAAAGGUUUCUCCAGAUAUUAACCCGAGUCUUACUCACCCAUGAGGUUUAAGUCUUGCAGCGAUUCCCAUCCCACCUUCUCCUAUAUGUCUAUGGGCCUGCAAUGACCUCAGCGGUGUCGUACUCCCUUGUUCGUAUUCAUUCCCUUGACUGCAUCGGCUCACCUGCAACCAACCACAGCAACAGUCCUAGACGGUGUGUGGGCUGAACGCAGCACCACCAAGCAGGCAUCGAGACCACACCAGCAGGCUUUGUGCCCAGAAAGAAAAGGAGCCGUAUUUGUUUGUCAUCACGUUAAGGUGGUUGAGGGCUGUCAGUAUAAACUGCACGGAACACGGACCGGGUAAUGGAGGUACCUGAACGGUUCCUGUAGCGCUAUCAAGUGCAGGAUGUCGUUAACAUAGAUAUCCGAAUUGAGGAAAGAUCUGGGACCGCCUUUUGCAGUGAGAACAGACCGGAUGAGAGCAUGUUGUCAAUACUGUGAGGGCUGCUUUGACUUUUAUUGUUCUUCCAAGAAAUUAGUGGGAGCUGGAAUAGAACGCUGCGCUGCUGUAGCAGCUAUACAAAGAGAAAAUAAAAGACUGACAGAAAAAUGUACUUCAAUGAUGACUACGCUUAUCAUACAUUUUGGUUACCCAAUAGGAAAUGUCACUUUGGCUGCCAAUAAGCAGUUGCACCAUUCCAUCUGCCCUCUCUCUCUCUCUGCCAGGCCUUGUGAUCUAUAAUCUCUGUCAUUGCAGAACAUGAGUCACCAGAAUUUAUUAGAAAAUACUCCACUAGAUUGACAACGUAGGAAUAAUUUCCCAGUCCAUUAUCAUUGUUAUGCUAAUAAUUUACAGCAGUUCAAAGAGAACGAAAAGGGUUUUUUCUUUAUUUUCUUUGGGAAGGCUAUUAAGCAGCUUUCAUGGUUAAGAGGAAGAAAUAGCCACAAACGAAUUGGAGGCCAAUAAACUGUACAAAAUGUUUAUUAUAACCAAUGUCCAGGAACACAUACAAAAAAAAAGUAUUACAUCUUCCAUUAAACAGUAGAGUACAUCGGCAAAUAAAAGCGAAAUCAGUUCAUAAUUUUAAUGUAGACGCUGUGUGUUUAAUAAGAAGCAUGAACACGACGCGAUACAAAAAUACACUUCUAUGAUCAGACUGGAUACCAGCCCUGCUUCUGCCUGCUGUCCCCUC
Gadus macrocephalus (Pacific cod) is the source of this 2914-nucleotide messenger RNA. RefSeq names its product methyltransferase like 24 (gene mettl24). Bases 798 to 1658 code for a protein of 286 amino acids. The record is from RefSeq and is a predicted model, not a curated record. Lineage: Eukaryota; Metazoa; Chordata; Actinopteri; Gadiformes; Gadidae. The transcript is spliced from 5 exons.